AGGAUAUAAGGGUAUGAAAGGAAUGCAAGGUAUGAAAGGUGUUAAAGGAAUGAAGGGAUCCAAAGGAACAGAUGGUGACAAAGGAGAAAAGGGAACUCUAGGUGACAAAGGUGUUACAGGAAACAAAGGAACACAAGGAGAUAAGGGAAUGACAGGAAACAAAGGAACAGACGGUGACAAAGGAACGACAGGAGAUAAAGGCGAACAAGGAGCAAAAGGAAUGAAGGGAGAGACGGGAUACAAAGGUAUGAAAGGAAUGCAAGGAAUGAAGGGAGUCAAAGGAAUGAAAGGAGAAAAAGGAACACAAGGCGAUAAAGGAACUGAUGGAGACAAAGGAACACAAGGUGAUAAGGGAAUGACCGGAAGAAAAGGAACACAAGGUGACAAAGGAAUGGUGGGAACACAAGGAGACAAAGGAAGGAAAGGGGAGAAGGGAACCGAAGGAGAUAAAGGAAUGACUGGAGAAAAAGGAACACAUGGAGAUAAAGGCAUGAAAGGAACAACUGGGGACAAGGGAAUGACAGGAGAAAAGGGAACACUUGGUGACAAGGGCACACAAGGAGACAAAGGUAUAACAGGAAACAAGGGCACUCAGGGAGAUAAAGGAAUGCUAGGACCAAAAGGAACACAAGGCGACAUGGGAACGAAAGGAAUGAAAGGCGAAACAGGUUACAAAGGAAUGAAAGGUAUGCAGGGAAUGAAAGGUGUUAAAGGAAUGGCAGGAGAAAAGGGAACAUUAGGUGAUCAAGGUACAAAGGGAAUGAAAGGCGAGACAGGCUACAAAGGAAUGAAAGGAAUGCAGGGAAUGAAGGGGGUAAAAGGCAUGAAAGGCGAAAAAGGGACACAAGGUGACAAAGGAAUGACCGGAAAUAAGGGAACAGAUGGUGAUAAGGGGGACAAGGGAAUGACUGGAAGCAAAGGAACGCAGGGCGACAAAGGAAUGACGGGUGAAAAAGGGACACAAGGAGACAAAGGAAUGACUGGAUUGAAGGGAACACAAGGAGAUAAGGGAAUGACCGGCAUAAAAGGAACACAAGGAGAUCAAGGAGCAAAGGGAAUGAAGGGAGAGACGGGAUACAAAGGCAUGAAAGGAAUGCAGGGAAUGAAAGGCGUCAAAGGCAUGAAAGGAGAGAAAGGCACAGAUGGUGACAAAGGGACACAAGGAGAUAAGGGAACUUAUGGAGAUAAAGGAGCUACAGGUGAAAAAGGAACACAGGGAGACAAAGGAAUGACAGGCGAAAAAGGAACACUAGGUGACAAAGGUAUGAUUGGUGAAAAGGGAACACAGGGAGAUCAAGGAACCAAAGGAAUGAAAGGAGAGACGGGAUAUAAAGGCAUGAAAGGAAUGCAGGGAAUGAAAGGAGUCAAAGGAAUGGAUGGGUCAAAAGGAACGCAAGGGGAUAAGGGAACCAAAGGAAUGAAGGGAGAAACAGGAUAUAAAGGAAUGAAAGGAAUGCAGGGAAUGAAAGGGGUUAAAGGAAUGAAGGGAUCAAAAGGAACAGAUGGAGACAAAGGAACUGAUGGCGAUAAAGGAACGCAAGGAGAUAAAGGAAUGAAAGGAACAUCAGGAGACAAAGGAAUGACAGGAGAAAAGGGAACACAGGGUGAUAAGGGUAUGACAGGAUCAAAGGGAACAGUAGGAGAUAAAGGAACGGAAGGGGAUCAAGGAGCAAAAGGAAUGAAGGGAGAGACCGGAUAUAAAGGAAUGAAAGGAAUGCAAGGAAUGAAAGGCGUCAAAGGAAUGACAGGAGAAAAAGGAACACACGGCGAUAAAGGAGUAAAAGGAAUGAAGGGAGAGACAGGAUAUAAGGGAAUGAAAGGAAUGCAAGGAAUGAAAGGUGUCAAGGGAAUGAAUGGGGAAAAAGGGACACAAGGAGACAAAGGAGCUAAAGGACAAAAGGGAACACUUGGAGAUAAGGGUACACAAGGGGACAAAGGAGAAUUCGGUGAAAAAGGAACACUAGGUGAUAAAGGAACGAAAGGAACACAAGGAGACAAAGGCAUGACUGGUGAAAAGGGAACACACGGAGACAAAGGAACUGAUGGAGAUAAAGGAACGCAAGGAGAUAAAGGAAUGACAGGACCAAAAGGAACAAUUGGUGAUAAAGGAGCUAAAGGAAUGAAGGGAGAGACGGGAUACAAAGGUAUGAAAGGAAUGCAAGGAAUGAAAGGUGUCAAAGGAAUGAAGGGAUCAAAAGGAACAGUUGGUGACAAAGGAACUGGUGGAGAUAAAGGAACGCAAGGAGACAAGGGAACAGUAGGAGAUAAAGGAACAAAUGGGGAACAAGGAGCUAAAGGAAUGAAGGGAGAGACGGGAUACAAAGGUAUGAAAGGAAUGCAAGGAAUGAAAGGUGUUAAAGGAAUGAAAGGAUCAAAAGGAACAGACGGUGAUAAAGGAACUGAUGGAGACAAAGGAACGCAAGGAGAUAAGGGAUUGACUGGAGAAAAAGGCACACAAGGUGACAGAGGAGAAAAAGGAAUGAAAGGCGAGACAGGCUACAAAGGAAUGAAAGGAAUGCAGGGAAUGAAAGGCGUCAAAGGCAUGAAGGGAUCAAAAGGAACAGAUGGUGACAAAGGAACAGCUGGUGACAAAGGUACGCAAGGAGAUAAAGGAAUGACUGGAAAUAAGGGAGAAAAGGGAACAUUGGGAGAUAAAGGAAUGAUAGGAGAAAAGGGAACAACCGGCGAUAAGGGAAUGACAGGAAACAAGGGAACUCAAGGUGAUAAAGGAAUGACUGGGGAAAAGGGAACAAUAGGUGAUAGAGGAGCUAAAGGAAUGAAAGGAGAGACGGGAUAUAAAGGUAUGAAAGGAAUGCAGGGAAUGAAAGGUGUCAAAGGAAUGAAGGGAUCAAAAGGAACAGAUGGAGACAAAGGAACUGAUGGUGACAAAGGAACAAUGGGAGACAAAGGAAUGACGGGAGAAAAGGGUACUUUGGGCGAUAAAGGCGCAACAGGAGAGACAGGAACGAAGGGAAUGAAAGGUGAAACAGGAUAUAAAGGAAUGAAAGGUAUGCAGGGUAUGAAAGGUGUCAAAGGCAUGAAAGGAGAAAAAGGAACACAAGGAGAUAAAGGUAUGACAGGUAAUAAAGGAACCCAAGGCGAUAAGGGAACGACGGGAGAUAAGGGAACACAAGGUGACAAAGGAAUGACAGGUAAUAAAGGAACAUCAGGAGACAAAGGAACACAAGGAGACAAAGGAAUGACCGGAGAAAAGGGUACUUUGGGCGAUAAAGGCGCAACAGGAGAGUCAGGAACGAAGGGAAUGAAAGGUGAAACAGGAUAUAAAGGAAUGAAGGGUAUGCAGGGUAUGAAAGGUGUUAAAGGCAUGACUGGCGAAAAAGGAACACAAGGAGACAAAGGUGUGGCUGGAACAGAAGGAACACAAGGAGAUAAAGGAGCAAAGGGAAUGAAGGGAGAGACGGGAUAUAAAGGUAUGAAAGGAAUGCAAGGAAUGAAAGGCGUCAAAGGAAUGAAGGGAACACAGGGAGACAAAGGAACAAUAGGUGAUAAAGGAAUGACAGGAAACAAAGGAACACAAGGUGACACAGGGACAGCAGGAGAUAAAGGAAUACAAGGAGAUAAAGGAACACAAGGAGACAAGGGAACGUUAGGAGAUAAAGGAAUGACAGGAAACAAAGGCACCCAAGGAGAUAAAGGAUUGAAAGGUACUGAAGGUGACAAAGGGGAAAAUGGAGAAAAAGGAACACUAGGCGACAAAGGAAUGCCCGGCGAAAUGGGAACGAAAGGAAUGAAAGGCGAAACUGGUUACAAGGGAAUGAAAGGUAUGCAGGGAAUGAAAGGUGUAAAGGGAAUGGCAGGAGCAAAGGGAACACUAGGUGAUCAAGGUGCUAAGGGAAUGAAAGGCGAGACAGGCUACAAAGGAAUGAAAGGAAUGCAGGGAAUGAAAGGCGUUAAAGGUAUGACAGGCGAAAAGGGGACACAAGGCGACAAAGGAAUGACUGGUGAGAAAGGAACACUAGGAGACAAGGGUAUGACAGGAGCAAAGGGAACAGCAGGAGAUAAAGGAGUGAAAGGUACAGAAGGAGAUAAGGGUGCAAAAGGUGGACCAGGGAAUAAAGGAACGCAAGGAGACAAAGGAAUGAAAGGAGAGACUGGCCAGAAAGGUACACAAGGAGACAAAGGAAUGACUGGUGAAAAGGGAACACUUGGCGAUCAAGGAGCAAAGGGAAUGAAAGGAGAGACAGGCUAUAAAGGAAUGAAAGGAAUGCAGGGAAUGAAGGGAGUCAAAGGCAUGACUGGUGAAAAAGGGACACAAGGUGACAAAGGAAUGACUGGAUUGAAGGGAACACAAGGAGAUAAGGGAAUGACCGGCAUGAAAGGAACACAAGGAGAUCAAGGAGCAAAGGGAAUGAAAGGAGAGACGGGAUAUAAAGGCAUGAAAGGAAUGCAGGGAAUGAAAGGCGUCAAAGGCAUGAAAGGAGAGAAAGGCACAGAUGGUGACAAAGGGAUGACCGGAGCGAAAGGAACACAGGGAGAUAAAGGAAUGACUGGAGCAAAGGGAACACAGGGAGAUCAAGGAGCGAAGGGAAUGAAGGGCGAAACAGGAUAUAAAGGCAUGAAAGGAAUGCAGGGAAUGAAGGGUGUUAAAGGAAUGACCGGAUCAAAAGGAACGCAAGGAGAUAAAGGAACGAUAGGAGAUAAAGGAACACAGGGAGACAAAGGAACAGUUGGUGACAAAGGAAUAACAGGCGAAAAGGGUACACUAGGAGAUAAAGGAAUGCCAGGAACACAAGGCGACAAAGGCACAAUAGGGGACAAAGGUACACAGGGCGACAAAGGCAUGACAGGAAUGAAGGGUACACAAGGAGAUAAAGGAACGACAGGAGACAAAGGAACACAAGGUGACAGAGGUGUAAAGGGAAUGAAAGGCGAGACAGGCUAUAAAGGAAUGAAAGGAAUGCAGGGAAUGAAAGGCGUUAAAGGUAUGGCAGGCGAAAAGGGAACACAAGGCGACAAAGGCACAACAGGGGACAAAGGUACACAAGGCGACAAAGGUAUGACAGGAAUGAAGGGUACACAAGGAGAUAAAGGAACGACAGGAGACAAAGGAACACAAGGUGACAGAGGUGUAAAGGGAAUGAAAGGCGAGACAGGCUACAAAGGAAUGAAAGGCAUGCAGGGAAUGAAAGGAGUUAAAGGUAUGAAUGGCGAUAAAGGGACACAAGGAGACAAGGGAAUGACCGGUGAAAAAGGAACACUAGGAGAUAAAGGUAUGACAGGAGCGAAAGGGACACAGGGCGACAAAGGCAUGACAGGAAUGAAAGGUACACAAGGCGAUAAAGGAAUGACAGGGGAAAAGGGAACGCUUGGCGAUCAAGGUGCAAAGGGAAUGAAAGGAGAGACAGGCUAUAAAGGAAUGAAAGGAAUGCAGGGAAUGAAGGGUGUUAAAGGAAUGACUGGCGACAAAGGGACACAAGGAGAUAAGGGAAUGACUGGUGAAAAAGGAACACAAGGCGAUAUAGGUACAAAGGGAAUGAAAGGCGAGACAGGCUACAAAGGAAUGAAAGGAAUGCAGGGAAUGAAAGGUGUUAAAGGUAUGGCUGGAGAAAAGGGAACAUUAGGUGAUAAAGGACUGACUGGAAAUAAAGGUACACAAGGUGACAAAGGCAGUAAGGGAACACAAGGCGACAAAGGGACUUCAGGGGACAAAGGAACUACUGGCGAUAAAGGAACAGAUGGCGACAAAGGUUCAACAGGAGAAAAGGGAACGCUAGGAGACAAGGGAAUGACUGGAAAUAAAGGAACACAAGGAGAUAAAGGGGUCAAAGGUGAGACUGGAGAAAAAGGAACACAAGGUGACAGAGGAACAAAGGGAAUGAAGGGAGAGACAGGAUAUAAAGGAAUGAAAGGAAUGCAGGGAAUGAAAGGUGUCAAAGGUAUGAAAGGGUCUAAAGGAACACAAGGCGACAAAGGAACUGAUGGAGACAAAGGAACACAAGGAGAUCAAGGAAUAAAGGGAAUGAAGGGAGAAACAGGAUAUAAAGGCAUGAAAGGAAUGCAGGGUAUGAAAGGAGUCAAAGGAAUGACAGGAGCAAAAGGAACACAAGGCGACAAAGGAACGGAUGGAGACAAAGGAACUCAAGGUGAUAAGGGUUUGACAGGUGAAAAAGGAACACUUGGAGAUAAAGGAAUGACAGGAGAGAAAGGCACACAAGGUGACAAAGGAAUGACAGGAAACAAGGGAACACUUGGUGACAAAGGUAUGACUGGAAACAAAGGAACCCUAGGAGAUAAAGGAAUGCCAGGAACACAAGGUGACAAAGGUAGAAUAGGAGAACAGGGUACACAGGGAGACAAGGGAACAAAGGGAAUGAAAGGCGAGACUGGCUAUAAAGGAAUGAAAGGAAUGCAGGGAAUGAAAGGUGUCAAAGGAAUGACAGGCGAAAAAGGGACAUUGGGAGACAAGGGUAUGACUGGAGAAAAAGGAACACAAGGAGAUAAAGGAAUGAAGGGAACAGUAGGAGAUAAGGGAGCAAAGGGAGAAGUUGGACAAGCUGGUCCCAAAGGAACACAAGGAGAUAAAGGUGUCAAGGGCAUGAAAGGUGAAACUGGGUAUAAAGGAAUGAAGGGUAUGCAGGGAAUAAAAGGUGUCAAGGGAAUGAAAGGUCAGAAAGGCACAGACGGUGAUAAAGGAACGCAAGGAGAUAAAGGAAUGACAGGGACACAAGGAGAUAAAGGUGCCAAGGGGAUGAAAGGUGAAACCGGAUAUAAGGGAAUGAAAGGAAUGCAGGGAAUGAAAGGUGUCAAAGGAAUGAAAGGUCAGAAAGGCACAGCCGGUGAUAAAGGAACGAAUGGAGAUAAAGGAAUGACAGGGACACAAGGAGAUAAAGGUGUCAAGGGCAUGAAAGGGGAAACCGGAUAUAAGGGAAUGAAGGGAAUGCAGGGAAUGAAAGGAGUCAAAGGAAUGAAAGGUCAGAAAGGCACAGACGGUGAUAAAGGAAGUAAAGGAACGCAAGGUGAUAAAGGAAUGACCGGACAGAAAGGAACAACGGGAGACAAAGGAGCAAUGGGAACACAAGGAGAUAAAGGAAUGACAGGAACCAAGGGAACAACCGGUGACAAAGGAGACAAAGGAACACAAGGAGACAAGGGAAUGACAGGAUCGAAAGGAACAAUCGGAGACAAAGGAGUUGCGGGAACACAGGGAGAUAAAGGAAUGCCAGGCUACAAGGGAAUGAAAGGAAUGCAAGGAAUGAAAGGUGUCAAAGGAAUGAAAGGCAAUAAAGGUCCAGACGGAACACAAGGGGACAAAGGAACACAGGGAGACAAAGGAACAGUAGGAGAUAAAGGAAUGACUGGAACAAAGGGCACUCAAGGUGAUAAAGGAACGACAGGAGAUAAAGGCACACAAGGAGACAAAGGAGCCACAGGUGAGGGCGGAGCAAAGGGAACGCAGGGAGAUAAGGGAAUGAAAGGAGAGACCGGCUACAAAGGAAUGAAAGGAAUGCAAGGAAUGAAAGGCGUAAAAGGAAUGACAGGAGAAAAAGGAACACAAGGUGAUAAAGGAAUGACAGGACAAAAAGGAACACAAGGAGACAAAGGAAUGACAGGAAAUAAGGGAACGUUGGGAGAUAAAGGAAUGACAGGACAAAAAGGAACACAAGGCGAUAAGGGAACGACAGGAGAGAAAGGAACACAAGGUGACAAAGGAAUAAAGGGAACGACUGGGGACAAAGGUGAAACAGGAAACAAAGGAACACAAGGAGACAAAGGAAUUACAGGUACUCAAGGUGACAAAGGACAGAAGGGAAUGGCAGGCUACAAAGGAAUCAAAGGAAUGCAAGGUAUGAAAGGUGUUAAAGGAAUGACAGGAGCGAAAGGAACACAAGGUGACAAAGGAAUGACAGGACAAAAAGGAACACAAGGAGACAAGGGAAUGACAGGAAAUAAAGGGACGCUUGGAGAUAAAGGAAUGAAAGGACAAAAGGGAACAGAUGGCGACAAGGGAAUGACAGGACAAAAGGGAACACAAGGUGACAAAGGAAUGAAAGGAACGAUAGGAGACAAAGGUGAAACAGGAAACAAAGGAACACAAGGAGAUAAGGGAAUGAUGGGUACUCAAGGAGACAAAGGAAAGAAGGGAAUGGCAGGAUACAAAGGAAUAAAAGGAAUGCAAGGUAUGAAAGGGGUCAAAGGAAUGACAGGAGCAAAAGGAACACAGGGUGAUAAAGGAAUGACAGGAAAAAAAGGAACACAAGGAGACAAAGGAAUGCCAGGUGAAAAGGGAACGUUAGGAGAUAAAGGAGAGAAAGGACCAAAAGGAACGCAAGGCGAUAAGGGAAUGACAGGACAAAAAGGAACACAAGGUGACAAAGGAAUGAAGGGCACAACUGGGGACAAAGGUGAAAAGGGAAGCAAAGGAACACAAGGAGACAAAGGACCGACAGGUACUCAAGGAAUCAAAGGAAUGAAGGGAAUGAGAGGCUACAAAGGAAUAAAAGGAAUGCAAGGUAUGAGAGGUGUCAAAGGAAUGAAAGGAACACAGGGUGACAAAGGAACACAAGGAGACAAAGGAACACAAGGAGACAAAGGGACACAAGGAGAUAAAGGAACUCAAGGAGAUAAAGGAACUCAAGGAGACAAAGGAGAAACUGGCGACAAAGGAAAAACAGGAAUGAUUCACGUAGCUUUCGAUUUCUUGGGACAUUACUUUAUGGGACCAUUCAAAAAAGCAUACGGAACCCAUUAUGGCAUAAAGAAAACUCCUGGAUCAUACCAAGUAUAUGCUGGUACUGUAAAGAAUUACGCUGGAAUCCAGAACCAAAUCUACAACGCUAUUAAAAAAAUUACAGCCAAGUCGACUUACACUUACAAAUCACAAUCAAGAUACACCACUUCAUCACACAACAGUCCAUACAGAAGAACAUCACUAUACAGACGGCCAGUGUACAGGAAGACUCAUUAUGCAGGAAAGAAAUAAAAAUUGACAUUUUGAUUUAACAGAAUGAGGGAUAAAUAAAAAACUGUAUUAAUCGUACAUGGUAAACAUUGUAUAUUGUAUUAAUACGUUUAGGA
Messenger RNA from Mytilus trossulus (common blue mussel), 9036 nucleotides. Its product is annotated as collagen alpha-2(IV) chain-like. The coding region runs from base 14 to 8941 and encodes 2975 amino acids. The transcript has 13 exons. Lineage: Eukaryota; Metazoa; Mollusca; Bivalvia; Mytilida; Mytilidae. The record is from RefSeq and is a predicted model, not a curated record. Gene Ontology annotation, cellular component: extracellular matrix.